Messenger RNA from Emericellopsis atlantica, 1046 nucleotides. RefSeq lists its product as uncharacterized. The record is from RefSeq and is a predicted model, not a curated record. The transcript is spliced from 2 exons. NCBI's taxonomy places the organism in Eukaryota, Fungi, Ascomycota, Sordariomycetes, Hypocreales, Bionectriaceae. Bases 14 to 601 code for a protein of 195 amino acids.
CUUACUUUCAGUCAUGCUGCGAAAGAAGAUGCAGCAGAGCGAUCCAUGCAUAGUAGAAGAGAAGGCCAUAAUGCCGGACUCACAAAGUUUCGUGCACCAAAGCUCGAACCUGCCCAUCUCCAACGUAGUUGAGGGAUACACGAGGCGUUUCUUCGGAAUCGUUCUUAUUCUGUUCGCUCGUACUCUGUUGUCGAACCUAACACUAGCGCGCUUGCUAUACCCCCCGAAGCUAGCCCAGUGCCUGUAUCUACGCUUGACAAACAGUCAUUCGAUAAAUGAGCACAGAAAGAUGUCUAUUCUAAGAACAUUCCGCAGGCUGUACGUAGUUGGCAUGGCUAUGGCCUGCGCUUGGAUGUGGUGGUUGUUGCGACUUUUGUUGGCGCGAACGGCCCGUUUCGUCCUCCUCGUUCUGUCUCUGUAUUCUGCCACUUCGACGGCCCCACUCAUUCGCCCUUGGCAAGGCAUUGCUCUCUCUAUGGCGGCGUCGGUUAUGGGAUCACGUGCCAUCCUAUGGCUGCUUGGAAGCUCGAUCUUCAUCAACGUGUACAGGGAGGCAGUGGGCUACAAGGGUCACUUUGGGUGGAAGUUCGGCCAAGACUAAUCGAACCAAGAGCUUCAGGAUAUGUAUGGCUUAGCCAUCUAGCAUGGCUCCAGACAAUCGAAAACACAGACUCACAUGAUAAAUCCACGUCUCCGUGGCGACCUCGCCGAGCAAGACACCAGAGUUUCGUUCUCCGUAACGACCCCAAAGGCUUGCAUAAGACGCUCCCUUUUACUUACUAUCUAAUAGAAUGGCGCCCAAAUCCGCGAGACCUAAAUCCAGUCCCUUCCACUGAUUGAAAGUCUCACAAAGAUUAACAAGUUCACGUCAUAAUCACCUUUUCCGUACUUGCACAUGCCGGAACUGAGCACUAGAUAGCAUCUUUGGCUUCAGACGGCCAACAGGUCUCCGUGUCGUUGCACGAACGUUACAAUAUCAGAAUCUCCACGAAAGGGGAAGACGGCUCUUUAGAGGCCGGAGGGUCUGUUAUCAGGUCAUCAGUCAC